CAUUUUUCCAUCAAUUGAUAGCCUUCUCCUGAAUCAUUUUCGCGUACAAUUUUCACAGCAGGCGGUCGGAGCUCAUGCACCAACUGCAGACACAGAACACCGCGUGUGCACUAAAAAUGGGGCCAUAACGAAACGACGACAUGGCGGGGGUCAAUAUGCGAUUAGUGCGGACGUUGAUAGUUUAUUAUACCUCAGUGGUUGAUAGAUUUGAUUGGACAGAUCCGCCGCUGCAUGUAUGUCCCAACAUGACUGCAUGAGUGCUCCAUUCGGGUAAAAUAGCCUGUAUCUUGUUGUUAAAUUGUAGCCUAUCCUGAUGAAAUUGUGUUAAAUGAAAAUCAUAGAUGUCAUAUAUUGUUUCAUGUUUAUUUGCCCACGCUCGGCUCGAGUCUAAGCAGCCUGUGGCCUCAUUAAUUCAAUCGGUCAUGGACGUUAUUCUCCAUUGCCAUACGCUAGCAUGGAAUCAUAAGCACUACAACGCACAUAGUUAAGAAAGGCUCUGUACCGGACUGAACUGUUGUGUGAAUCUAACGGUUCUUCCAAGUUAUGAGAACCACCCGGAAGCCCCGAUCUUCUCCAGGCACCAAGCUGCUACUGGGACGCUGCUACCGGCUCCGGAUGUCCCGAGUUCGGGUGCUUCUCGUAUGCCUAUGUGGGAUGCUGGCUAUAGCUCUGACACUUGGAUUUUCUUUCUCGAGUAAUGAUACAAGCGAUGAUGAUGACAGUAUUCAUAUGGACGAUAACACACAAUUUCGUGUGCCAGACCUAAUAAGGGACAAGUUGACCCAUAACCCCCGUCGGGCAACUGUGGCCCAGAUCAAGCGUCUGGUGGGCCAGGUGAAUUCAGGUAGACUGUGGUACUCUCUCCUGAGGCCCAUCCUGGUAGAGAGACUGCCAGGUACCAGGGGCAGCCGUAGGGUGCGUGAGCAUAUCUACAGCCAUCUAGAGUUCCUGUCAGCGGGUUGGUCGUUGGAGGUCGACUCCUUCAACUCUGCUACCCCAAAGGGAAUAAUCACCUUCUCCAACCUGCUGGCAGUCCUGGACCCCUCGGCCCCGCGCCGUCUGCUGCUGGCCUGCCACUACGACUCCAAGGCUAUGCUCCCAGCUUCCAAAACCCCCGACGGGCCUCUCAGGAGGUUCCUAGGGGCCAGUGACGCGGCCGUCCCCUGUGCCAUGAUACUGGAGCUGGUGACUGCUCUGGACGUCCACCUGAAAGUGCUAAAACAACAGAAGUCACAGGUGACUUUGCAGUUGGUCUUCUUUGAUGGUAAUGAGGCGUUUGAUCAGCCGAGCCCCUCCGACUCUCUGUAUGGCUCACGUUACCUUGCUGAACAAAUGUCCCGUACACCUCACCCUCCAGGAGCUGAACAUACCACCCUGUUACAUGCUUUGGACCUGUUUGUUCUUUUGGAUCUGAUUGGUGCCCCUGACCCUAUGUUUGUCAACCACUUUGACGACACUGUACGCUGGUUUGAUGAGCUGAUAUAUGCAGAGAGGAGGCUCCAUAAGCUGGGUCUGCUGUCCUCCCACCCCAGAGAGGUGAGCUACUUCAGGAAGGACAUAAACCUGGGCCCUGUGGAGGACGACCAUGUGCCAUUCCUCCAGCAGGGUCGUCUUCCCUGGUCAUCUGUGUUGCUGUUGCCCUGUGUUCCACACCAUGGCACGCCACAGUAAGCUGCAGAAACAGGUGUUGUCUCUGUUCCGCCAGUUCCUGCGUGCUGGCCAGGACAAGCCAGGCUUUCUACCCAGGAUCCGGGAUGAGUUCCGAGAGAACUCCAGCAUCAAGAAGACUGAUGUCAUGCACAUAGAAUAUCUUUACCGGCGCGGACAGAGACAGCUAGACCAGCUGAAAGAUGUGAACACAAAGCAACUAGGAACUUUCUCCAAACCCAAAGCAGAGAGAUGACCAAAACCAUUUCCUUCUCUACCUCUAACUGGAUACGUGGGCAUGCGCUAUGUAAUUACAUUAAUCAUUCACUAGUCAGAUUACUACUCCUUUCAAUCUGCAGCUGAGUAAGUGCAGUCAUUGUCCUAAGCAAUGGCCAUGGAUCUGAACUGUAUGACAUCACUAUUGUCCUCUGUCAGAGAGGUGGACACCACUGAUGAGGAUGUACAUUUGAAAACAGUCUCUGGCCAGUGAGUUUGUUGGGUUGAGCAGACCAGUUGCUCUGGUCAUUGUUGUAAAAUACUUUCAUCUAGCUACAUUAACCUGUUGAGUGUUUUGGAUUUAAAGAUGAUAUCAUCAGUAUGAGAAGUGAAUUUUACUAUUAUUUUAAGUCUAGCUAAUAUUAGUAUAUGCUUACGUGUCACAAGAGGUCAAGUAAUGACAUUAUAUAAUGCUUAUGAAAUGUACGGUAAAUAAACAUGUAUUGUCACAUAUACCAGAUAGGUGAAGUGAAAUAUGUUGUUUUAUAGGGUCAGCCAUAGUAGUAUGGUGCCCCUGGAGCAAAUUAGGGUUAAGUGCCUUGCUUAAGGGCACAUCGACAGGUUUUUCACCCUGUUGUCUUGGGUAUUCAAACCAGCGACGUUUCAGCAGCUGGCCCAACGCUCUAACUUCUAGUCUACCUUCCACUCACAGGUGGCAUCACACAAAUUAGAAAUGCCUGAGUAAUUUAGAUAUUGACUGUCAGAACCAGAAAGUAGCUCAAGCUAACAGCCCAAUCCCAAAUGGAACCCUUGACCCUACUCCCUAUGCACUUGUGGAAAUCUGAAAUUAUUUGGUUGGUAUAAGCAAUAUGGUGAAACUUAGCAUAUGAGAGGGCAAGGUGCAGCUAUUGGCAUAUUGGUUGCACCUGUUAAAUCCUCUCAGAUCUCAAGUGUGUAGGGUUUACUAUAGGGGGAUAUCUCAAUUGCAUUUCCUUGACUCCUGUCCUCUCUCACCUCAUUCUCAAAACCCAUUGGAGGAGAAGGUCAGAGGGGUGUGAGGAGAGAGGACAUGAGGAAGAAAUGCAAUUCAUAUUCUCCCUAGGGGUCCAUUUGAGAUUGGGUCAUAAUCUUGACAGCUCAAUUAUGUAAGGCUCUCGCUUUAGCCGCUAGGUGGCGGUAAUAUGGGUAGAUCUCAGCACAUGUACUAGAAGCAGAAGCAAAGAUGGUGGACAAAUGAAAGAUGCCGUUUACCAUUGAGAAAAUGGUCAGUCCCGGUCUGGUUAACGGGUUGACUCUAGGCACCAAUGCAUUAGCAGCUGGCUCUGGUCUGUUUAUUUCAGGGAUGGGCAACUGGUGGCCCCUUUAAUGUCCCCCAGAUCAAUCCCCCCCUCUAAACGUAUCAUGGUUGAAUUACUUUGUUAGUAAUUUCACUAAGAUAUCAUAUUAAAAACUGCAAACAUUUCUCUCCACCCUAUGGCAAAAUGUGUAGAAUUGCAGGAAAUUAGCUGUAAAACUGUGGCACCUCAUGAUGAAUUCAGAUUUUUUUGUGGCCCCCCACCCCCAUCAAAGUUUCCCAUCCCUGGAUUAGUUAAUUGACUGUGUAACACUGUAUAGGACCAUCUGCUCUUUUCAUGACAUAGACUGACCAGGUGAAUCCAGAUGGAAGCUAUGAUCCCUUAUUGAUGUCACCUGUUAAAUCCAUUUCAAUCAGUGUAGAUGAAGGGGAGGAGACUUUUGAAAUGAGGAUGUUAAGCCUUGAGACAAUGGAUUGUGUUUGUGUGCCAUUUAGAGGGUGAAUGGGCAAGACAAAAGAUUUAAGUGCCUUUGAACGGGGUAUGAUAGUAGGUGCACCGGUUUGAGUGUGUCAAGAAUAGCAACGCUGCUUUGUUUUUCACACUCAACAGUUUCCUGUUUGUUUUAAUAAUCCAACCAACUUGACAUAACUGUAGGAAGCAUUGAGGUCAACAUGGGCCAGUAUUCCUGUGGAACGCUUGACACCUUGUAAAGUCCAUGCCCUGACGAAUUGAGGCUGUUGUGACUACAAAAGAGGGUGCAACUCAAUAUUAGGAAAGUGUUCAUAAUGUUUUGUACACUCAGUGUAUAUAGCCUUAUUUAAGGUAGAUAUAAUUGUUGUCUAUCCAUUGUAUGUUGUCUUUGUCUAUUUUCUAAUAUGAUACAUAUUGCCUUUAAUUAUUGUAAUGAAUGUAUAUUAAAAGCAGUGGUGGAGAAAGUA
Oncorhynchus keta (chum salmon) is the source of this 4096-nucleotide messenger RNA. RefSeq names its product glutaminyl-peptide cyclotransferase-like. The record is from RefSeq and is a predicted model, not a curated record. Gene Ontology annotation, molecular function: glutaminyl-peptide cyclotransferase activity; zinc ion binding. The transcript has 7 exons. The coding region runs from base 544 to 1671 and encodes 375 amino acids. NCBI's taxonomy places the organism in Eukaryota, Metazoa, Chordata, Actinopteri, Salmoniformes, Salmonidae.